AUGUCGUAACUUGUGACCAUUUCCGGCGAGGCAAAUUUGAAACAUUUCCAUCGUUUCGACCGAGAGACUUCACCUUCUUUUGAAUAAAACUAAGAGGAAGGUCAUUUUUCGCACCAGAGAGGGCCAUGGACCCCGGUACUCAAAGACUGUUUGAAAGAGUUGCACGGAAAAUGGGCUGGGACAAACCAGGUGCUCUGGACCGAGCCGCAGAAGAGCUGCAAAAAAGUGUGAAGAGCAGACACGAUGCUGUCGUCAGCUGCGACGCUGAGCCUGCUGAGAGGAAGGAGUCGUCAUUUCCGUCAGACAGCGACAGCUCUGAAAAGGAGAAUCGGCACGGAAGGAGCGACGUGCCUUCAAAUGGAGCGCUGCUGGACUCCAGUGACGAGGACUUGGACAAGAGUAAGUCGCUUAAUAGAGAAAUCCUACGCAGCAGUGGACAUGUAAGUGUCAGUCAAUCAAUCAAUCAAUCAAGUAAUGCUUGUUGUUCAGUUCUUGCAACAAAGAUUCCACCCAAACCUGCUCCCAGACAAAUCUCAUCUGCCAAGAAAGCAAGGGAACCGGUUCAGAUUUUGUCCUCAGAUAGCGAUGAUGGAUUUGAAAACUUUUUGAGACGUGUGAAAACCCCGAAGGCUCAACCGAGGCCUCAGUUUGUGAGUGGUAGUGAUGACAGCCUUAAACAUUUCAUAGUAGACGACUUGUCUUCUGAUGACGAUUUUGUCGUGGAGAAGAAGCCGUCCGUUUCAAAAGCCAAACUGAAGACUCCCAAGGCUAGCCUGAAGUCAGAGAAGCAGCGGCUCUCUCGGUUCGAAUCCCCGGUGUUCCUCGGUGACUCGGACGACGACAGCGACGUUGUGAUCAAGAGCACGUGGAGGAUUCGGCACAGUCGCCCGUCGUCACAGGAAAAGGAUGCUCCGGCUAAAGAAAAUAAACCCAGUAACGCCCUGCGCUUUCCCUCUCCUCUCGCUUCUGUUCACACGCCCAAGCCCUCUUCAGCCCCGCCCACACACAGCAGCUGGCGGGAAGACACGGGCAGCUCCGAGGACGAGUUCCAGUCCUUACUGGACCGCAUCAAGAAAAACCAAAAGUUGGGAAGCAGUAGCACACACUGUUCUCCUAAACCUCCAGAGCCCGAAGCUGCAACAGCCUGUGUGACUCCGUCUGUGAACGCACGAAAGGACAGUGACCGAGUACCAGGAAAAGGAUCCCAGGUGAACAGAACUCCAGCGCAGCGCCCAAUCAGCAGACCUGUGAGUCAGACGGAGCCCAGAGCCGGCCACAGCAGCAGAGUGGCUGUGUGUAAAACACCAGGCUGUUUCCUGCAGUCUCUGUCUUUUCCUGGGUCUGUGUACUGCCACAAGUUUAAGCAGAAUAAGGAGGAGCUGACCGGCAAACUCUACCGGCUCUAUAACUCUACUGUUUUUGAGAGCAAGCUGCCCGCUGACAUGCCGAUCAAAUGGAAUACAAAGAUGAGGAAGACCGCAGGAUAUUGCAUCACCGGGCAGGAAAAGGUCACUGGCAUACGAUACGCCCGUAUUGAAUUGUCCGUCAAAGUCUGUGACUCUGCAGAUCGGUUAAGGGACACACUAGUUCAUGAAAUGUGCCACGCAGCCACAUGGCUGAUAAACAACGUUCGGGACGGCCACGGACCUUUCUGGAAGAUCUACGCACGCAAAGCCACCCUGGCUCACCCUGAGCUGCCCAUGGUGACCCGCUGCCACAGCUACGACAUCAAUUACAAAUACCAGUACCAGUGCAGUCGCUGCAAAAACACGAUUGGCCGUCACUCAAAGUCUCUGGACACGCAGAGGUUUGUGUGCGCGCUGUGCACGGGACAGCUCGUCCUGCUCACGCCGUCUAGUUCACGCGGUCCCACACCUUUCGCAACGUUUGUGAAGGAGAACUACGGUGCGGUGCGGCAGGAGCUGGCUGGCCAGGGUCACGCCGAGGUGAUGAGAAAGCUCAGUGCUGACUUCGCUAGCAAGACACGCCUCAGCCAGAGCUGAUCUGUGGACGCUUUUGAUCAAACAACAAGAGUGCUGCUCCAGGUUCUGGCUUUUCCUCCACUGUUCAGGUAGACGAUGUGAUAGAAACCAAACUAAAUCAGCAUCUUGCAUACCUCCAGGUGAAAUUGUUUAGGCAUUAUGUAUUACUAAAUUCUUCUGCCAGGAAAUGCUUUAGAAAACUGUGAAGGAUGCAUCUGGUUUCUACAUUUCAGUGCAUUUUAAUCAUCUGAUUUUAUAUGCGUCCUUGUCGUGAAAUGUUUGGCAAAUUUGAAUAGUUCUGUAUUUUAUUUUCUGUCCUUGUUUUAACUGUUUUGUAUGUUUCAAUAAAGUAUUUUUCAACCUACUG
Molecule: messenger RNA, 2349 nt
Organism: Ictalurus punctatus (channel catfish)
Lineage: Eukaryota; Metazoa; Chordata; Actinopteri; Siluriformes; Ictaluridae
Gene: gcna
Product: germ cell nuclear acidic peptidase
Exons: 12
Coding region: 126-2003 (625 amino acids)
Cellular component (GO): nucleus
Source: RefSeq, a predicted model, not a curated record